Abrus precatorius (Indian licorice) is the source of this 1880-nucleotide messenger RNA. RefSeq names its product katanin p60 ATPase-containing subunit A1. The coding region runs from base 51 to 1613 and encodes 520 amino acids. The record is from RefSeq and is a predicted model, not a curated record. The transcript is spliced from 7 exons. Lineage: Eukaryota; Viridiplantae; Streptophyta; Magnoliopsida; Fabales; Fabaceae. Gene Ontology annotation, cellular component: microtubule cytoskeleton. Gene Ontology annotation, molecular function: ATP binding; microtubule binding; microtubule severing ATPase activity. Gene Ontology annotation, biological process: microtubule severing.
GGAAGAAGGAGCAACAGUUACUGUUUAGGUGUGUUUGGAAGAGAAUCAGAAUGGUUGGAAGCACGUUGGCAGGGUUACAAGAACACCUCAAGUUGGCCAGAGACUAUGCUCUCGAAGGACUUUAUGAUACCUCUAUCAUCUUCUUCGAUGGUGCUCUUGCCCAGAUCAACAAGCACCUCAACACUGUUGAUGAUCCUUUGAUUCGUGCAAAAUGGAUGAACGUUAAGAAAGCUCUUUCUGAGGAAACAGAAGUUGUGAAGCAGCUAGAUGCAGAGAGAAGGGCUUUUAAAGAUAACCCUGUUGCAAGACGCCCUUCCUCACCUCCAAUUUCUGCUAAAUCUUCGUUUGUUUUUCAACCAUUAGAUGAGUAUCCCACUUCAUCGAGUGGUCCUGUUGAUGAUCCUGAUGUAUGGAGGCCACCUAGUAGGGAUACUACCACUAGAAGACCUACAAGGUCUGGUCAAGUGGGUACUCGGAAGUCUCCACAAGAAGGAGCUUGGGCUCGAGGUUCUACCAGAACAGGUGCAACUGGACGUGGUGCAAAGGCUGGUGCUACAAGUAGGGUUAACUCAGGGGCCCGAGCAUCAACUACUGGAAAGAAAGGUGCUGUUUCUGGAAAGUCUAGCAAGACAGAUACAGCCAAUGGUGAUGCUGAAGAUGGUAAGUCAAAGAAGGGACAAUAUGAAGGUCCUGAUCCUGAGUUAGCUGCAAUGCUUGAAAGGGAUGUGUUAGAAACCUCUCCUGGAGUGAGAUGGGAUGAUGUUGCAGGGCUUACUGAAGCAAAAAGGCUUCUAGAAGAAGCUGUUGUUCUUCCCUUGUGGAUGCCUGAAUAUUUCCAGGGAAUCAGGAGACCCUGGAAAGGUGUCCUCAUGUUUGGACCUCCAGGAACUGGGAAGACACUUCUUGCUAAAGCAGUUGCUACUGAGUGUGGGACCACUUUCUUUAAUGUUUCUUCUGCCACUUUAGCUUCUAAAUGGCGUGGAGAGAGUGAGCGAAUGGUGCGGUGUUUGUUUGAUCUUGCACGAGCAUAUGCACCAAGCACUAUAUUCAUUGAUGAAAUUGAUUCUCUAUGCAAUGCUAGGGGGGCAUCUGGGGAGCAUGAAUCAUCCCGAAGGGUGAAGUCUGAACUUCUAGUUCAGGUUGAUGGUGUAAGCAAUAGUGCCACGAAUGAAGAUGGUAGCCGUAAAAUAGUAAUGGUUUUGGCAGCUACUAACUUCCCAUGGGAUAUAGAUGAAGCACUAAGGAGAAGGCUGGAAAAACGUAUAUAUAUUCCUCUUCCAAAUUUUGAGAGUCGUAAAGAGCUUAUCCGUAUAAAUUUGAAAACUGUUGAGGUGGCUGCCGAUGUCAACAUAGAUGAAGUGGCUCGCCGGACAGAGGGCUAUAGUGGAGAUGAUUUGACAAAUGUCUGUCGUGAUGCUUCCUUGAAUGGUAUGAGGCGCAAGAUAGCGGGAAAGACGCGUGAUGAAAUCAAGAACAUGUCCAAGGACGAGAUUUCAAAUGAUCCUGUUGCCAUGUGUGAUUUUGAAGAAGCUUUGGGAAAGGUCCAACGAAGUGUUUCUCAGGCUGACAUUGAACGCCAUGAGAAAUGGUUUACUGAGUUUGGAUCAGCAUGAAGACAACACAUCAACAACGGGCAGUGUUGUUUUUGUUUUGUACUACUACUACUACUACUACUAUUUUUACUUUAACGUUGCGUGGGUGGUUUGUCGUUAUUGUUUGUGUUGAUAUAUCAUUCAUUUUCUGACACGGCUCAUUGUAGUUUUAUGGUGUUGGAGAGAUCUUCAUUUAUUAAUUUGUAUCUGCGAUGAUUGAAUGCUAAUGUAAUGUAAUCUGAUAUGAUUUCAAAGCAGUUAUUAUCUCUCAACUUGUGAUAUUUGCAU